AUGUCUCAACUACUACCGACCAGACCCAUAUCGAAUAUGAUAAAUACUGCAACGAGUGAACGGCCACAGCGCGAUUCUGCAAUCGGAGGAGAGGAACCCAUGAAUACGGCUGGUGAUACUCUUGCAAGAGCGACAGGCUCCUCUCGGGACAGCCAGCAAGCACAAGGGCCGCCGAAUGAAGAGUCUAUGAGCACAGGAUUGUGUGCAUCGAGUGAACAAUGGGACGCUCGGGCAAUGCGCCAUAAACUAGAAUUUUCUCCGGGGAUAUGGGAGAAUGACGAAUUCGACAAAUUCAUUGCCUCGUUCCAAUAUCCUCUUUGUAUUAAGAGCGACAACAUGAGGCGAACAAUUAAGAGGCUUCUGUCAGGCGACCCGAAGGCGGGAGAGGCUAUCAAAAUAUUUAAAGAAUGGCACGAAAAGAUUGAUCGUUGGGGCCCUCGGUUCAUUGGUCGUGACAAAUACGGGUUUGCAGACGUGGUGAACUCACUUGUCGGUUAUUGGAGGGCUUUUUCUUUUCAGGCGGACGAGGAGGGGAACGAGGCUUCAAUUCGCUGGGCUGUCGAUGGGUUGAUUAUUCAUGCGUUUCAACUUCGGCCUGGAGCGAAUCAGGCGUGGAGGUCCGAAAUGGAACUAGUCCUACCCGACGUCCCAGACACAGUUCGAGCGGACGCCAUAACGACUUAUACUCUGCCGGAGAGAUGGAAUUUGUUCCUUUCGGAUUGCCCUAAUAACUUCGUGUUCUCCGGGACAUGGAUCCCAGAUUCAGCAUACAAAACGAAGAUGUUCGUUACCUCCACCCAUGAGGCAAAGCUACGUGCAACUGAGGUUGCGAAACGACGGGUUCAGCUUACCUUGUACACUAGUCAGCUGCAUCGUAGAGCACUGUGCUUAACAGAUGGGCCGGUAUUUGGCACCACCUUGGACCAUAAUGUGCUUACGUUUUAUGUUGCUAACUGGGAGGGGGAUACUGUGGUUGUGCGCCCCGUCCUCAGGCCGUAUAAUCUUCGAAGUUUUGAUCGUUUCAUCGAAGUCUACUUCAUGCUCUCUAGAAUUGCGGAUUUCCAAAAGUUAUGGAUUGAGGCCGAAAUGAGGAGAUGGGAUGAAGACACAAGGAGGCAACAGUCUAAAUUCGAGGCAUCGGCCAAGAAGCACUGGCGACCGGGAUUCGAUACCACUCGCAAACGCAAGCGUUCCGACGGUGGAGGUCAAGGUCAGCGCAGACAGGAUACAGGCGACGCAGAUCAUAUGGAAGAAAGGGGCGGCAUCGGAUCUUCAAGUAAGCACGAGAUACGAGUCGUGGAAGAUCGGGUUAAGAGAGGCGAUCCACCUCCCAAGGAUGGGUACCCGUUGAGCGAUAUACACCUCUAUAUUUUCGAUCGUCAUCCAGAGUUUCAGCCAUGUUGCUGCAUGCCAUCUGUCUCGGAUUGGUCGAGAGAUACGAGUUCACAUUCUCAAUACCACAAGGGCGUCGGCUUGGGCUCACUAGGACAUAAUGACAUCGAGGAUGCAAGCACGCCCGGUGGCGAAGAAACGAUUAGCAGACGGGAAUGGGACACCAUGAUCUCUGACACGACCCUUUGA
Molecule: messenger RNA, 1581 nt
Organism: Fomitiporia mediterranea MF3/22
Lineage: Eukaryota; Fungi; Basidiomycota; Agaricomycetes; Hymenochaetales; Hymenochaetaceae
Exons: 9
Coding region: 1-1581 (526 amino acids)
Source: RefSeq, a predicted model, not a curated record